GCCAAUGAAAUAGGUCUGUUUUUAAAAGGGAGUGGUUUCAUGGGUUUCUAUAACACAACGCACUUCCUUACCGGCAUUUUAGUAUUAACACGCGAAGUUAAACAGUCUUUGGUGUACUUACUAGCUAUUUAUUUAUUUAUUGUGGAACGUGUUUACCUUUACUUUAAAUAUGCUUGGCCUGUGCCUUUAUGUGCCUGUUCCAAAUUCGGAUGCGACUGAAUUCGAGUAUUUUGAGUCCAAUGGACUACCAUCGGAGUUGAAAUCGCUCUUCAAAUUGAGUGUGUUUCUACCUUCACAAGAGUUUUCUACUUAUCGGAAAUGGAGAAAGAAAGUAGUGAAAAGUGCAGAUAAGGACCUGAAUGGGCAGAUGGUCUUUGAGGAGUUCGUGAACUAUUUGCAAGAUCAUGAGAAAGACCUGAAACUUGUCUUCAAGAGCCUGGACAGAAGGAGAGCUGGUAAAAUAUAUUCUAAGGAGAUCAUGGAGUCACUCCAGGACCUUGGUGUUCACAUAUCACAGCAGCAUGCCGAGAAGAUUCUACAAAGCAUGGAUAAGAAUGGCACAAUGACCACCGACUGGAAUGAGUGGAGAAACUACCCUCUGCUACAGCCCAAAGAGAACAACAUCCCUGAGAUCACCCUCUACUGGAAACAUUCCACGCUCUUUGAUGUAGGUGAGAAUCUGAUGGUGCCUGAUGACUUCACAACAGAGGAAAAACUGACAGGAAUGUGGUGGAGGCAUCUGGUUGCAGGCGGAGGUGCAGGAGCAGUGUCCCGAACAUUCACCGCCCCCUUAGACCGUCUCAAAGUACUCAUGCAGGUCCAUGGUUCCAGUAGCAACAACAUGUGCAUCAUGAGUGGGCUCACCCAGAUGAUCAAAGAAGGUGGGAUGAGGUCGCUGUGGAGAGGGAACGGAAUGAACAUCGUCAAAAUUGCACCCGAAACUGCCAUUAAGUUCAUGGCUUAUGAGCAGAUCAAGCGUUUGAUUGGCAGUGAUAAGGAGACACUUGGCAUCCUGGAGCGUUUUGUAGCUGGCUCUAUGGCUGGAGUCAUUGCUCAGAGCACCAUCUACCCCAUGGAGGUUCUGAAAACACGGCUUGCCUUGCGAAAGACUGGUCAGUACUCUGGCAUCUCCUACUGUGCAAAGAACAUCUUUAGGAGAGAGGGACUGGGUGCCUUUUACAAGGGCUUUAUCCCCAACAUGAUGGGCAUCAUCCCCUAUGCUGGAAUCGACCUGGCUGUGUAUGAGACAUUGAAGAACUCCUGGUUAGAAAAGUAUGGCACCAAAAGUACUGACCCGGGAGUGUUAGUUCUGCUUGGCUGUGGCACAGUCUCCAGCACCUGUGGUCAGCUGGCCAGCUACCCCCUAGCCCUGGUCAGGACCCGCAUGCAGGCACAAGCCAUGAUGGAGGGCAGCCCACAGAUGACAAUGUCAGGGCUCUUCAAACAAAUCAUUCAGACAGAAGGGGCCACUGGCCUCUAUAGGGGCCUGGCCCCUAACUUCCUGAAGGUCAUUCCAGCUGUCAGCAUCAGCUAUGUGGUGUACGAGAACCUGAAGAUGUCGCUGGGAGUUAAGUCGCGAUGAGAAGGUGACUCACGACAUCUGAAUGAUUCAGCUUUGAAAGCUGUGUGUGUGUGUGAUCCCUCCGAGUUGAGGCUCUGACACUUGAGGAAUCUCUGACACUUGAGAUUUGUGGAGCCAUCUCAUUCUAUGAAUGCCAAAAGAUGGAGUAGAACAAGGGACAAUAGAAUGAAAAGAAACGGUAUCAACUCUGUGAGCUGAAAUGGAGGGGGGCGGCGUCCCUCAAUAUUGCUAUUUCUACUAUUAUUUAAUAGUUUAUUUUAGAAGAUCAAUUGUUGAAUUAUUACCAGAAUUUGACAAUGAAUGUUGGUUAGCAACUCUGUAAUUGGGGACCAAUUAUUGCUGUUGCCAGUUUGUGGUUUAGUGCCUCUGUAAUAAUGUUCCUGUCUCUCUUUGGUUUCACUCAGUAAAUUAGGCUAUGCAACAGUGCAAACUGCACCAGACUCAUUAAGUAGAAACUACUUCAGUUAUGCCCAAUGCACAACAAAUGUUUUUGACUAACAUGAUGUAUUCAGACAUUUUCCUUAGCAUUAAUGGGUUUUCUGAGUAGUUACUGGCUAUCCCCCCCACAUUUGCCUGAUAUGAAAAUGAUAUUCGUUAAUGUUCCUUGGAUAUAAAGAAUUGGGAAAAAGCACGUGGUGAUUAUUUCCCCUUCUCACUUGGUGCAGAUAGACAAUUUAUAAACACUGCCAUUUAUUUUUGUUUUUUAUUGUCUGGGUAUGACAGUUAAGAAUGGCAUGUCUGUUUUUUGUUCAGAACAUAGCACUAACUGGCUUUAUGUUCAUAGGUUUGAUUGUUAUGGAUAACUAACUGAAGAGCCAUAUUAUGUACAAGUAUUGUGGGUGUGUUUGCAUAAGAAGCCAAUGUGAUCUUAUUUUGCAAUGUUAAAGAGCAUAUAUUUGUAAAUGUUUUCAAUGCAAACCAUGCAAUAAAUGAUUGCUUGAGUCCAUCCUGCAUAUUUUCACUUAAUAUAUAACUGUAAUAGUUUGUCCGUUUACAUUUAGUUGUUUAUUAUGGAAAUGCACAAUAAUUACUUCUGUGUUGAGUGCAAAUCUCUGUAUUUGAGCUCAAGUCAAGAUCAGGAGAGUCUUGGUUGUCAGGACACUUAAUCAAUGUCUUUAUACCUAAAACCAAAUAUGAUUUUAGAGCUUUGAGAAGAUCGAUGAGUAAUACUAAUGCACUUUAAUUCAUGCUGGAGACACAUUUGAGUGUUUUGCAUUAACUUUAGAUUGAAACUGGGAAUUCACUUCAACUUUUGUAAAUAAUAAUUGAAUUAUAAAAA
This is a messenger RNA of Salvelinus sp. IW2-2015, 2861 nucleotides long. RefSeq names its product calcium-binding mitochondrial carrier protein SCaMC-2-A. Gene Ontology annotation, cellular component: mitochondrial inner membrane. Gene Ontology annotation, biological process: ATP transport; ADP transport; transmembrane transport. Gene Ontology annotation, molecular function: calcium ion binding; ATP transmembrane transporter activity. The record is from RefSeq and is a predicted model, not a curated record. NCBI's taxonomy places the organism in Eukaryota, Metazoa, Chordata, Actinopteri, Salmoniformes, Salmonidae.